This is a messenger RNA of Prorocentrum cordatum, 518 nucleotides long. NCBI's taxonomy places the organism in Eukaryota, Dinophyceae, Prorocentrales, Prorocentraceae. The record is from the annotation of a GenBank genome assembly.
AGAUGCCGUGCUGGGACGUCGAGAAGACCGGCUCGUGCCCCCGGGUCGCGGCGGGCCAGAGCUGCAAGUGGUGCGCCGGCGCGCCCGACGACGGCUGGGUGCCAAAGGGCAAAGGCAAGAGCUUCGGGAAGCCGGUGAUGAUGAAGGGCUACGGGGGCGUGUGGCAGCCCGAUUUCCAGAAGGGCGGCGGCAAGUGGGGCGGCGGCUGGGGCGGCAAGGGCUGGGGUGGCGGAGGAGGCUCGAGGGGUGCCAACAAGAACGUGAAGGCAGAGAAUGCAGCGAGCACGGUCUGGCUGGGGGGCAUCCCCGCAGGCGUCACCAAGGAGGAGAUUGCGACCAACUUCGAGGCUGCAGGGUCCGUGAAGAUGGUGGAGCUCAUCAAGCAGGGCAAGGAAGGCUUCAUCAUCUUCUCCUCGCCAGAAGAGGCCACGUCCGCGAUUGCGAUGUUCAAUGGCGCCGCCAUCAACGGAUCAGCCAUCCAGGUUGACGUGUGGACCAUGAAGGAGAAGACUGCUUGA